AUGGCGACGGUGGCUGCUCUGAGGCGGCGGGGCCGGCGGGGCGGCGGGGAGGAGCUAGCAGCGGGCACGGCCGCAGCAGCUGCCUGCCCCGGGUGCCUGGCGGAGGCGGUGGUCCUGCCCCGCGGCCACUCGCUGGGCCGGGCCUGCGCCCCCCUCGCCGCCGAGGCGGGGCCGGGCCCCGGGCCCGGGCCACCCUCCGGGUCCUCCUGCUGCCCGCGCUGCGGCUGCCGCAGCAGCCGCCCCUCGGGCCGGGCCCGCCGCCGCCCCCGCCCCCGCCCCAGCGGCCUGGUCGAAGCCGAGUUGUGGGAGCGGCUCCACCGCGGCCGGCGCCGCCACCGUCGCCUAGACGGGGACCCCGUCGGGGCCGGCCCCGGAGCCGGGGCUGCAGGAACCGAGGAGCAGCGGGCUGCGGCCGCCGAGGAAGACUUUAUAUUCAGAGCACCAAUCAAAUUAAGUAAACCAGGGGAACUUCGAGAGGAGUACGAAAGCCUAAGAAAGUUGAGGGAAGAAAAGUUAGAAGAAGAGAAAAGCUCUGAGGAUCUGAUCCACAAGCUCUUACUGGAGGACAUCGAAGGAGGGAAAAGGAGAAUGGAAGAACUGCAGAAAAAAGAUGAGCCAUUAGUUCUCUGUCCUGAGCGCCUCUCAGAUUCAGAAAAUGAAGAACCUUCCCAGGGCAAGAUGACACAUCGUUCGGCAUUUGUUUCCAAGAGCAGCGUUUACUCCUUAGCUUUCCUGGCAGGAAACCUGAACUCCAGAGUGGAGAGGAGCCAGAGUUGUAAUGACACAGCCCAGGACAGAGCAAAAAGCAGAAUUCGCUCAGUUCCCACCAAUAAAGCAAAGGUCACAGCUGUGACUCCAGCCUCCAACCCCAUUGUUGGUGUUCUCUUGUCAACCCAAAACAACCGCUGCCUCUCAGCCCCUGAUCUGACCGUGGAAAAACGUUUACCAUUCAGCUCCCUCUCAUCCUUGUCCUCUUUGCAUAAGCCAGAACGAUCUAUUAGUCCUGAGAGCAAUGACAGCAUCUCAGAAGAACUGAAUCAUUUCAAACCCAUUGUCUGCUCACCAUGUACCCCUCCCAAAAGACUCCCUGAUGGCAGAGUACUCAGCCCACUGAUCAUCAAAUCAACCCCCAGAAAUCUGACCAGAACCUUACAGAAGCAGACCUCUUAUGAGGCUAGCCCACGGAUCCUCAAGAAAUGGGAACAGAUCUUCCAGGAGCGGCAGAUCAAAAAGACCCUUUCGAAAGCAACCCUCACUUCCAUGCCUUCUGAAACAGGGGAAGAUUUCCUCAUACCUGAAGUAGUCCAUUCCAGCAAGGAGCAGCCAGGGCUGGCUUUACAUGUGAGACUCUUCAGUGAUCAAGUAAACUCAGAUCAUCCAACACUUGUCAUCCCAGAGCCGGAAUAUUUCCCCUCAAUUAGUCAAGUGAAGGUAGAAAGGGGAAUUGGUAAGAGGAGCAGUGCCAAGAUCCUGUUGGACACUGACUAUUCCUUGGACUCCAAAGGGAGAACAAAUGGAGCCAUUUUGGACAGUCAGGGGUUUGAAGGAUCUGAGACAAGCACAGACUCUGACCUAGACAGGUCAUGGAUGAGCACUGAUAUGAAAGUUACAAGGAAAAUUAUGGCUAUUAAUCCAGCACUGCCUGAGAACAAUACACUUGGUGUGGUUCUCAAAAAAGCAAACACAAAAAAGCAACUGAAGACAAUGAACCAUUUUGAGCUGCCCAAUGGCACCUGUGACAUGGUGGAAACUCUCAGUGAUGCACCACUUCCUCCCUUGCGCCGUGGCCGGAAAAGGCACUGUAAGACCAAGCACUUAGAGCAGAAUGGCUCCUUUAAGAAACUGAGACAAAGUGUAGGGGAGGUGGGCCUGACCCCUGGGGACUCAGUGUUUCAGGAGAUGGAACAGAAGCUACAACAGGAAGAAGAGGAUCGGCAGCUGGCACUUCAGCUGCAGCACAUGUUUGACAAUGAGAGCAGGACAGUGAGCAGGCGGAAAGGAGGUGUUGAUCAGUAUCUCCUACGGUCCAACAGCACUACAGGUGCCAAGUAGCACUUAUGAACAAUGUUGCCUUUUUCUUAGAGGCCAAUAGGUUCGAUCAGAGAUCCUUGAGUCCACUUUUUUGGUUAGGUUGAGUGAUGAAAACACCCUUGAUUAUGGAUCUGAGCCAGGGCCUUAUAGUCACAGUCAAAGGGAUUCCUUAUCCCUGCCCCUCUUCCAUGAUCAAGUCCUUUCAAGUACAAAGCCCUCCAUACUGUAAACUGUCUAGAGGGUAUUUGGGGCCAAAGCUGGCAGGCCAUGUUGGCCUGAGCCUUGGGCGGCCAUUUUCAGGAGCCUGUGGCCAGAGUUUGCAAUUCUUCCCCUUCCCCACUCCCUCCCCCCCCAACUUCUCUCUCUUUCUCUCUUAAAAAUGAGUGAAGAAAAUGAGUUGGCUUUGUGGAAACUAUAGACUGGACCACCUGACCUUUUUCAUCCUGGCUUUGUUUAAACCAACCUUGCAGGGAGAUUGAAUACUGUCCUGAACAGUUAACUGAUAAUUUAUUUCUAUUUGACCUUGAAACUCAUAAUUUUAAAUUCCCCUCCCUCCUGAGUCUUCUCCUUCCCUCUCCCCAUUCCCAAAAGUAUAUCCUUCUCAUUGUGUAGGCUCUGGCUAAUUCUAAAAUAUCAGCAGCAGACUUUUUUAAAGCACUAUUAUAUACAGAACGGCCUUUUGGCUAGGGAAGAUGCAAAGUUUAGAUAGAUGGUCCUUAUCCCUCAAAGACCUUUAAUCAUGUAGCACUGAAAUGAAUUUGUAUUCCCUUUACACAUAAACUGGUGAUUUCAUAGCAUCCAGGGAAUAGCAAAGAUUAGCUAAGAAAUCAUUCACAAUUAAGCAUUGAGAGUGAGUAUGAAAACAGAUUGACUUCACAGCCUUCCCAGACUCUUGUGUACCCCAUCUAGAGGUCGAGGGGCAUUCUCAGUGACUCCAUGGCACUUGAUUCUCUGCAAGGUUGUAUUUAACUUAGACUUUUAAGUAAGAAUACUGAGUCAAAAUCAGACAUUGAUAUUUAUUGAGCACCCAUUGUGAACUGUAGAAACAAAGAAGUUGAUAGGCUGUAACCAAGAUUUCUGAUAUCUGUGACCUGUUAGGGGUCUGUUUUCCUCUGAAGCACUGUACUACAUCUCCUCCCUCAUAGUAAUUGGUACUUCAUCCUUUCAAGGCUUAGGGAUUAGUGUGUUCUUUCAGGUCAUCUCAGAGGACUUUGUUUUCCCUAUAUAUAAGUAAUGCAACUGAAGUUUAAAAAACUAACAUGUCCAAACAAGUAUAAAUCCUUAUUGAAACAGCUCCUUUGGGAUGCUGGUAUUGUUCAGUAUUUUCUGGAACUCUUUUUUGGAAAUUGCCUUCAGGGUCUAGCAGAUCCUUUAUUUCCACCCCCACCCCCCUUUUUCCCCCCUAUGCUCAUGGUUGCCAUAUCUUCAUGCUUUGAGAGUGGAUUUUAUCUUUGGAAAUAAUUAAAAGUUAUGUACAGCCAAAUAUGGUAAAUAAAGGUGGGCGGUCAAAUCGAAUAAUCACAUUUUCAGAUUACAUAUGAGGCAUUACUAGAAAAGAAUUAGAUUGAUGUUUUUGAGUGGCUUAAAAAUUAGCUCUUAAGGUCUCUAGAGUUGUGGCAAUUUCAUUGGAAUAAGUGUAUAGAUUUCCAAAGGGACUAGGUUGAAGGACAUUAUUCAUUUUGAUGGCUAAGUUCUAGCAUAAUAGUUUUUUAAAAAUCAAUUUUAUUACUUUAUGGUCAUGCCUUGCAUGAUCUAGGUCCAACUAGUUAAGUGACAUGAUGCCUUUUUAAAGACUACCUGAGUGACAGUGUCCAUGAUGAAAUAGUUAGAAGUGGUCUAGAAAGGAUAGAAAAGUUGGCCCCUCUAUCUUCCCUUACAACCCUGAUACACAUAUACUUAGAAAAAGCCAUCAGUUACUGCCAUUAGUAUUCUUCCAGUCUGCCAUUUGUAAGUAUUAAUGGAAGGUUAACUCUGUCAGUAGCAGCAAAGACACACUUAUUUUUCCGUUUUUUUCACUUUCUGUAUCUCCAAGAAUCUGCAAACACUUUUCAGUUGGGACUCACUUUUGUUUAAAAAAAAAAAAAAGAAAAAACUAAAAAGAAAAUAUUUUUAAUAGAUAAAGCUAUAUAUUUUCAGUAUUUCCCUGAAUCAACACUCUCAUUUUUAGAAAUCUCAUAGCAAUGACAACAGAUGAUAGUUUUGGCUAUAGCUAGCAAAGCUAUUUCCUGUUAAGCUAAUGCCUCGGGCCCUGGUGUGGUCUCCCAGUCUGGUAAUUAGAAUGGCAUUGGCCAUGAACAGUUUGGGAAACAUAACUGCUGAGGAGUGUAGAGUGAUAUCACUUGAGUAGCAGAUUAUAUUCCCUAUUUCUGCUUAGCUUUGGGGGGGAGGGGUGGGAACAUGGGAAGAACACAACCAGAGACCCUGUCUCAGUAUUGUCUGUAUUUUACAUUGCUCUCCACCUUUUCAAAAAAUGCCUUGGAAGCUGAAGCUUGAACUAUUUCUUUCUGAACUUGACUGGUUUAUUGUGGAUUUGCAUCAAAAUUAAGUUGCUGGCCUGAACUCUCUUUUAACAAAAUGAAAAAAAACCAGACAGAAGAUGGGGAACUUUGUGAACCAGAAAUGAAAAAAGUACACUUCAACAGGAAUCUUUUUCACAAAUCAGCAGGGCUCAACUCAUCAUGCAAGUUUCUCUCUGCCAUUUAACUCUGCUCCUGAUUGGUGGUAGAGGAUGAUUUUGAUUAGAAGUGCAGAAAACCUGGGACUUGUAGAAGGUGCUUCGCUGGCCAAAACUGGGAAGAUACUUGAGGAGAAUGCCCAUGACCUGUUGAUUGUAUAUGUUGGAAAAAGUCAUUUAGGGCCCUGUUGGGCUGUCACUGAAUCAGGCAAUUGUGUGUUCUGUCACUGGCCUGUUCUUUGGUCUCUCCACUUUUUCUUUCCCUAAGCCAGGCAGGCAGAGCUUUAAUCAGCAGCUUGAUUUUCAUCAUAACCUGAGAGGAAACAUUCCUGAUACAUGCCAUCUCCAGAUGUGUGUUAAUUGGACCCAAAGGGAAAAUGCCCUUCUUUGAUUAUAGCUGCUUAAUUGUUGUCUAAUUGAAUCCCAAUGACUAAGACAGAAAGCCAACAUUUUGCCUGGGUGACAAAGUGGUGACUGAAGGUUAUACUCUUCAGCUUUUGAAUGUAUUUGUGACCAGAAGGUUUGUGGAUCAUCUUAGGGAAAAGUCCGUUUUUUCAUAGGAGUGAUCCUGAAUGGGUCAGUUAAGGACAUUAUAUGGCGCUUUGCACAUAGUAGGUGCACAAUAAAUAUUUGCUUUGAUUUUA
Dromiciops gliroides (monito del monte) is the source of this 5349-nucleotide messenger RNA. It is a transcript of the gene RNF169, whose product is annotated as ring finger protein 169. The record is from RefSeq and is a predicted model, not a curated record. NCBI's taxonomy places the organism in Eukaryota, Metazoa, Chordata, Mammalia, Microbiotheria, Microbiotheriidae. Gene Ontology annotation, molecular function: nucleosome binding; ubiquitin-protein transferase activity. Bases 1 to 2052 code for a protein of 683 amino acids. Gene Ontology annotation, cellular component: nucleus; site of double-strand break. The transcript is spliced from 6 exons. Gene Ontology annotation, biological process: double-strand break repair.